ACUCCAAUCACAUGAUAUAUCCAUUUUUGAUAGAAGCAAACAUGACUCAAAGGCUGCAAUCACCCGGUCCAGAUAUAGUAGCAAAGCUCUGCUCCCUAUCUGAUGAUCUACUUGCAGAACUGUGCCAGAAGGUCAUUGUCUUGAUUCAGAAUAAAACAGAAUAUGUCAACAGUGGAAUAUUUUAUGGAAGACUACAAAACAGUGGAGUAGCAUUUCGACAGUCCGACAUUGAAGACAUGAUAGAUGGAAUGCUCAGUAUUUUUCAGUUUGCUAUAAGUAAAAACAUGGAUGCCAGCACACUGGUGAAUGAACUGGCAAGAGCCAGCACUAAAUGGACAGAAACAGCUCUUCAAGUUGUGAAGAAGCUUUGGCUUGAAAACUUUCAAAUGUCUCACACAAAGUCUGUUCCCAAAAUCCUGCAUACAGGCAAGUUGAUAAACCUGCAGUGGAAACUGACAAUGGCAAUGAGUGCUGACUCUUACAAGAAUGUGACUACGCCGUUUGUUACCAUAACAAUGCAUGUGGCUGAUCCUUCAGGACAACUACAGCUACAUACUAUAGAAAUGACUUUGUCAGAGUUGCAGACAUUUUCUGAAACAUUCAGAGAAAUUUCAGCAUCCCUCAGCAUGGUUUAGAAACAGAAAAUUGCAGCUGAUGUCAAGCAUUGUUUCUAUUAUAUAUCAUUUUUGCCAAAAGUAAUUCUUGUGGAUUUAAGAAGAAUAUAUUCUUCGACUCUCUACAACUGUGAAAUGAAUAAAGUAGGCAUUAAAAAGUGUAUUGCUAUUCUUGUACAGAUAUAUAUUUUGUCAUUAAAAAGCAUUUAUUAUUACCAUUCUUA
This is a messenger RNA of Protopterus annectens (West African lungfish), 838 nucleotides long. It is a transcript of the gene COMMD6, whose product is annotated as COMM domain containing 6. Bases 12 to 635 code for a protein of 207 amino acids. The record is from RefSeq and is a predicted model, not a curated record. NCBI's taxonomy places the organism in Eukaryota, Metazoa, Chordata, Ceratodontiformes, Protopteridae. The transcript is spliced from 7 exons.